UUACCGCUACCACAGUGGAGGUUGGGUUGAGGCGCUAAGGAACCCGAAUAGCUUCAUCGCACAAAGGAAGCGGUGAGCGGCAGCGCUUUGAAUGGAAGUCAGCGCUGGUUGCCAUAAAUUUAGUAAAUCAGUUCAUCCAAUUAGCAAAAGGCAACAAAAUUGAUAAAUAGAGGCGGCAAGCGGGCAAAGAAGCGCACUAAGCGCCGAGUACUAAAGAAGAAAUGAUAACAAUAACAGAAUAAAAGCGCAAAAAAUGUGUGCAAAAUAAUAAAAAGCUGACUGCCGCGCAAAUAUUUCGACAACAAAGCUGCAAAAUCAACAAAGAAGAAACGCCAGUGCUCGCCUGUGAAUUAUGUGUCUUCGCUUACAUGCCAUGUAUACGCAUGUGUGUGUGUGCCAUGUGGCAAGAAAACAUCUGCCAAGUUGCGCGCAAUACCAGGCGUUGAAUGAAUCGCCGAAGCGCUUCUUGGCCUCUGCGUUUUUGGCCACUCUACACAUUGCCUUUCCAAGCCAAGACCCGAAAGCGCUGCCGCAGCACGCGCACAUCCUUGUACACAGUCAACAGCUGCCGUGAAUUUGUCGUGACAACAAGCAUUGGCAGGACGCAUCAUCGCUGCCAUAUAUCCUCUCACGUUGUCGGCAUGUCUUCGUACUUUGUUGCCAAUGGCGAUUCAGCUACAACAUUGCAUCACAUACUCAGGACCCCCGGCUCAUUCACCGGGCAAUCUCAACAAAGUGCUAACAAACUUUUCGGCAUUUCAGCUAUUUCGAGUCGGUGAAAAGAGUUCCGCCACGAAUUCAGCAUUUCCGUUUGACAAAUGAAAUGAAGUCAAAUGAUGCACUGCAGCAAAAGCUAUGAAGAAGCCGAGCGGAACCGAGAGGAGUAGAGCAGCUGAUGAAGGACAAAAGUGUUGACAGCAAUUUUGCUCAAAUGAAAUUAGUUGAUAAGUGCAUUAGAAAUUCAUGAAGGAAAGUGGAGCUGCA
Bactrocera oleae (olive fruit fly) is the source of this 984-nucleotide messenger RNA. The record is from RefSeq and is a predicted model, not a curated record. Lineage: Eukaryota; Metazoa; Arthropoda; Insecta; Diptera; Tephritidae.